Molecule: messenger RNA, 602 nt
Organism: Ixodes scapularis (black-legged tick)
Lineage: Eukaryota; Metazoa; Arthropoda; Arachnida; Ixodida; Ixodidae
Product: HVA22-like protein e
Exons: 4
Coding region: 51-602 (183 amino acids)
Source: RefSeq, a predicted model, not a curated record
UCCCGCUCCCGUCUGUCACCCGUCGCCGUCGCUGAGGCCCGCCGCUGAUCAUGGCUCAGGAGAUCAACGAGGAGCUCGGCAGGUGCCUGCGAGAGCGCGGGGUCAUCGGCGAGGUCCUGGACGGCGUCGAGAAGAAGACAAAGCUGAAACGAGAGCAAGUGGUCUACGGCGUCGUUGCCGUAAUCUGCUUGCUGUUUCUCAUCAACGCUCUGGGUGCGAAGGCAGCUGUUUUUAUUUCGACUGUGUGGCCGAUGCUGGGAAGUAUCAGAGCCAUCGACAGGGCGGACGUGGUGGCUCUCCAGAAAUGGACGGCCUACUGGAUAAUGUACGCCCUGAUCAAUGUCCUCUUCAACUUCAUCUUCAUCGGCAUCCAUCGCUACUUCAAGCGGAUUUUCUUCGUUAAGCUGCUCCUGCUGGCCUGGUGCGCCGCUCCCAUGCAAGCCAACGGUGCUAACAUCAUCUUCCAGAAAUGUCUGGCUGGCAAAAUCUUCAAGGAAGGCUCCCUGCUGCCGCCGAUGAUGGGCGGUGGCGGCCUGCCGCCUCCCAUGUCCGGCGGCAAGAAGGACGGCUCUCCCGACAAUAGUCGCAAGAUGAAGAAGUAG